This is a messenger RNA of Cucurbita pepo subsp. pepo (vegetable marrow), 754 nucleotides long. NCBI's taxonomy places the organism in Eukaryota, Viridiplantae, Streptophyta, Magnoliopsida, Cucurbitales, Cucurbitaceae. The record is from RefSeq and is a predicted model, not a curated record.
GUUGUUGAAAAUAUUGCUAGAAAAUAUGGUGUUAGUAAGGGUGAGUUAUUGGACCGGGAGUCUGAUGACCUUGCUGUACGAGUUGCUUUGGGUGAAACUCAAGUAGUUGCAGAGACAAAGAAGGCUCUCACAAAUGCUGGAAUAAAUGUUGCAUCUUUAGAGGAAUUUGCUUCUGGUAAAGUUGAUGGACACAAAAGGAGCAAUCAUAUUCUUCUUGUGAAAAACUUGCCUUAUGGUUCUUCUGAAGGAGAACUUGCAAAUAUGUUUGGGAAAUUUGGGAGUCUGGACAAGAUCAUUCUUCCACCAACAAAGAUAUUGGCUUUGGUUAUUUUUCUUGAGCCAUCUGUAGCCCGUGCUGCUUUUAAAGGUUUAGCAUACAAGCGUUACAAGGACGCUCCGUUAUAUUUGGAAUGGGCUCCUGACAAUAUUCUUAGUCAAAAUCCAAUGGAUGGCAAUGUGAAGGACGAGAAAGUUGGUGAAGGUGAUGCUAGGAGGGUGAUUUUGGAGCAGGCAGUGGAUGGAAUAUCAGAUGUUGAUUUUGACCCUGACAGGGUUGAGUCACGGUCUCUUUUCGUCAAGAACCUCAAUUUUAAAACGUCUGACGAAAGUUUGAGAAAGCAUUUUAGUGAACACAUGAAAGGGGGAAGAAUAUUGAGCGCCAAGGUAAAGAAGCAUAUAAAAAAAGGACAGCACGUUUCAAUGGGUUUUGGAUUUUUGGAAUUUGAUUCAGUGGAGACUGCCACAAGUGUCUGCA